GAGAGGGGAGUGGGGCUGUAGAAAUGGAGCCGCGACUCCGUUCCCGAAGGAAGUGAUGUCACAUAGAGCGCGUCCCCCGCGCCACGCAGCUCCCUGAUUCGCUGGCUGUAGUUUAAUCCCUCCUCGAGUGCGUCCGCCGACGGGUGCCCUGGAGGGGAGUGUUGGGCGAGGCUCUGCCCACCCGCAGUGGGAGUGCCGACGGUCGGCGUGUGUGUGGGGGUCGGGAUCCGGUCCCUAGUGUAUGAAGAGAUUUUUUCAGAGGCAUCAAAUAAUGUCUUCUGAAAUGUUGCCAGCAUUUACUGAGUCUUCUAAUGUUGAAAGAAAGCAAAGCUUAAGUGAAGAUCAAGAGAAGAGCCAGAAGCCAAGAUUAGGUGAAGAGUUUGAACCAAUAUCUAAAAGACAAAUGAAGAAGCUAAUUAAACAGAAACAGUGGGAAGAACAAAGAGAGCUCCGCAAACAAAAGCGGAAGGAAAAACGCAAGAGAAAACAAUUAGAGCGACAAUGUCAACUGGAAUCAAACGUAGAUGGAAAUGACAGAAAACGCAUUCGAAGAGAUGUUGUCCACAGUACACUCCGCCUUAUCAUUGACUGCAGUUUUGACAGCUUGAUGGUAUUAAAGGACAUUAAGAAACUUCAUAAACAGAUUCAGCGAUGUUAUGCCGAAAAUCGGCGAGCACUGCAUCCUGUGCAGUUUUACUUGACAAGCCAUGGAGGCCAAUUGAAAAAGAACAUGGAUGAAAAUGACAGAGGAUGGGUCAACUGGAAGGAUAUACACAUCAAAGCAGAGCAUUAUAGUGAAUUCAUAAAGAAAGAAGACCUAAUUUAUCUAACAUCAGACUCACCUAAUGUGCUGAAGGAAUUAGAUGAAUCAAAGGCUUAUGUGAUUGGAGGGUUAGUAGAUCACAACCAUCACAAGGGACUCACAUAUAAACAAGCAUCAGAUCAUGGAAUUGAUCAUGCACAGCUCCCCCUUGGAAAUUUUGUGAAGAUGAAUAGUAGGAAAGUUUUGGCAAUUAAUCAUGUGUUUGAGAUUAUUCUGGAAUAUCUGGAAACCAAAGACUGGCAAGAAGCAUUUUUUACUAUCUUACCCCAACGGAAAGGAGCUGUUCCCACAGACAAAACCUGUGAAAGUUCUUCGCAUGACAAGACAUCUGUCAGGGUUGAAGAUGGAUUGGACAGUGAUUCUAGUGAGGAAGAAAAUAGCAGAAAUGAACUAGAAUCACCACAUGAAGAAGAAAAGCAAGAUAAAGAAAAUAGUAAUGAAUCUACAGUGAACUCUAUGCCACACUAAUGUUAUCUGUUGUUUUUUGUUUUUUGUUUUUGGUUUUUUUUUUUUUUUUUUAGUUUAAGGAAAGCCAGAGAAAAUGAGGUGCUUCAUAGAAUAUUCUAACUGGGAGAAAAUUUUAUUUCCUCUUAUUUCUGUUGUCAAUUUUUAAAACUUUUUUUAGAGCUAAUUGAUAAAAAGCCCUUAUAAGAAAGUAUUUUUUGUUUUUACAUAAAAUUUAAAUGUAUAAUUUUUAAAAUAGUUUUCUAAGUCUCAAGAGGUAAAACUUCAUUCUCUCUUAUUUACUGGAUUAUAUUUUUUAGAAUGUGCCUUCUGACCUUUCAGUUUUAUUUUUUAAUGUUUAUAUCAAGUGUCUUUCUGAUUUUUGCCUACUUAGUUGUAGAGGUAGAUAUUCAUCAAUCUCCUCUAAGUCUACUGAAAUGUUCUGUCUGGGAGGUUACCUCCUAUUUGCAGCUUUUUUUAUUCAACUUAGUUACUUCAAAAGAAUGCAGUUAUCUUAGGAAGAAGUAUUAGAUUGAUAAACUCAACAAUUUAUUUCUUUUGGACUAUGGAGCCCAUCUCUAUUCCUCCUCUGUGAUGCCUUUUUGUGGCUCUAAAGCAAUCACCAAAGAGGGUAAAGAAUCUCUUUAAUGUCCUUUCCAAAGUUCAAUAAUGGUGGUAACUUAUUUCAAUUACCAAAUGUAAUUCUUCAGACUAGAUUAUUUUAAAAGGCCAUUGAGUAUCAAUUUUGUCUUAAAUUUAAAAGGAGACAGCUCUUAGCUGUCCUUUCCUUCUGUAUGUACUUCUAUUAAAUAAUAUAUUUCUUGGUUCUUAAAGUGAACAAAGUUAACUUUAUAUGUGCAUCUGUCUACUAGCAUAUAAUAUACAAGCUAAUAUAACUGUAUGUUCCUAUAAAUAAGCAUGUAUGAAAAAUAUAUAAUUGUAUAUAUAUCCACAAUCAUGUAUGAUUCUCAGUUAAUAACAGAACUGAGUCGCCAAAUAUCUGUAUAAUUGCCUCAAUGACUGUGUUGAACAACACUAAGAACUUGAAUUUCAGAAAGUGCAAAAAUCCAUAGCUAAACUUUUAUAUGAGGACAUUGGCAAGGUGGGGCUGAAAGGAGAUGUUUUUAUUUUCUCCUGGUAAAUGUAGAGCAGAUAUGUUUAAAAUAGUGAUUAUUCUUUGUCAUAGCUAAAGCAAGAUUUCAGAAGCCUUCACUGAGUUUGGUUAAAUUUUCUGUUCUUUUUACUCACUGGCAUCUCAAAUUAUGUACACAUUUGGUAGAAAGUUCAUUAGAUUUAGUAUUGAUAGUCACGGUCUCUUAAUUUUUGUUGCUUUAUUCCUAGUAAUAUAGUUAUCCGUUUAAAGUAAGGUCUGUGAGCAAGGUACAGAAAUAAAAGCCUCUACCAUUCUAGAAGAGCAAAGCAUAUAUCUCAAGUUGUAUUUCUCAGAGGUUCAGGUUUUCCUAAGUACGGUUUAGUAAAAUGAAAUCCAGUUAAUCCUUGAAAAGUGUGGGGAUGAGGGGCAGCAACCCCCUCACACAGUUGAAAAUCCAUGUAUAACCUUGUCUCAAAACUUAAUAGCCUACUGUUGACCCAAGAUCUUACUGAUAACACAGUAAGUGUAUUAACAUGUAUUUAUAUGUUAUAUGUAUUAUAUACUGUGUUCUGAAAAUAAACUAGAGAAAAUGUUAAGAAAAUCAUAAGAGAAAAUACAUUUACAAUACUGUACUGUAUAGAAAAAAAUUCACAUAUAAGUGGACCCAUGCAUUUCAAACCUGUGUUGUUCAGGAGUCAACUGUAUUAUGCCUUUUACUUAAAUUAUUUAAUAUGGAAUGAGGCACAAGUUAAUUUUGAAAGGAGGGGGAAAAUCAUUACAGGCACUGUGCACUUUGUCACUCAUUAUGAAAGCCCUGUAUUAUUUCCUAGUGCUUCCAUAACAAAUUCCCACCCGGUGGUUUAAAACAACAGGAAUUUUUUCCCUACAGUUCUGGGGGCUAAAACUCCGAAUCAAGAUGGAUCAUGUACCCUCUGAAGGCUAAAGGGAAAAAAGUCCUUCCUAGCCUCUUCUUCGUUUUUGGUGGUCCCAGCAAUCCUUGCUGUUCCUUGGCUUACAGCUGCAUCACUCCAGUAUCUGCUUUGUCAUCAAAUGGCUUCUGCCCCCAGUCUUCCUUGCCUGUGUCUGUGUCCCUCUUAUAAGCAUAGCAAUCAUUGGAUCAGUGUCCAACAUAAUCCAGUAUGACCUCAUCUUAACUGGAUUACAUUUGCAAAGAUCCUAUUUCCAAAUAAGGUCACAUUUAAAAGGUACAAGAUACUAGGACUUGAACAUAUAUUUGAGUAGGCACAAUUCUAUCCAUACAAGUUUAUAUAUUAGGCUGUUGAUGACAAGGAGAUACAACCUUCACCUCAGGGUAAGAUUACAAUGAGAAAUAAGUAAUUGCUGAGGUAUUUAAAAAUCUUUUUAAAAUUAUGGUAAUUUAAUGUAUUUUAACAUUGUUUUGGCUUAUUGAGGUGCCUUAUUUAAGACUUCAUUUGCAGUGAAGUCUCCUGUAUUGGGACAUAAUAAAGGUAAGGAAUUCAGUUAGUAUUUAAAUAAAUGCAUCCAAAGGAAAUAUGUCUCCUGAAAUAAUAAAAUUUUCUCUCACUUCAUUUCUUCAAAAACCUGAAGUGUUAAUAAAUCAAGCUUGUUGAUAAAGGAAGGAGCGUUCUUUGGAUUGAUUCCCCAGAAGUCAGUGUGUUGCCAUCUGGAAGCAUUUGAAAAUACUUGAAAUUGGAAAAGAAAACAAAAAAGGCAAGCACUUCUGAAAGAAUGUUAAGGUGAAUGAACAGUUAUGAAACCUAUCAACUAUUGCCAAUUAAAAAGGAAAGUGAUAGACCAUUUUAUAGAUGGAGAGAGUCACAGAUGAUAUAGGUAAAAGGCAAGAAUUGUCCAUAGAGCACUGAGAACACAUACAGACAACAGUUGUAAGAAGAAAAUUUUAAAAAGGGAAAAAAAUGGCAGAGAUUAGAAUUAGACAGCAGUGGGGUAUGGUGCUCAUUAAACUUUGACCUCAAUUGGCAGAGAGAUGCUUAUGUGUGUUUCUAGCUCCUAGUCAAGCACAUAGAAUAGGCUUUUCAUAAAUGUGAAGGGAAGAAGCAGUGUCACAAUGAAAAGACAACAGAGUUAGUGGGAAGAAUAGGCUUAAAUUUUGGCACAGCCAUCUUUUGAUUAUGACUCUGGGGGAACUUAAUGAACUUCUGUCAGUCUUUGUGUCCUCACUUGUGAAAUAGGAAUGUUACCCAUUUAUCCUUUCUCUUAGGGUUGAGCAAUCAAUUGAUUUGAAACUGAGCAGAAGCUAACUUCACAAUACUUUCUCAUUAACAUUCCUUCAUAUCUUGCCUUGUUUCCCUUGUUUCACAUUGUUUGACAUGAUAUGCACCCCCCCCCAAAAUGAAUAAACCAUAUAUAAUCCUUU
Molecule: messenger RNA, 4716 nt
Organism: Mustela erminea (ermine)
Lineage: Eukaryota; Metazoa; Chordata; Mammalia; Carnivora; Mustelidae
Gene: TRMT10A
Product: tRNA methyltransferase 10A
Exons: 8
Coding region: 242-1291 (349 amino acids)
Biological process (GO): tRNA N1-guanine methylation
Cellular component (GO): nucleoplasm; nucleus; cytosol
Molecular function (GO): tRNA binding
Source: RefSeq, a predicted model, not a curated record